Messenger RNA from Arabidopsis arenosa, 1342 nucleotides. Lineage: Eukaryota; Viridiplantae; Streptophyta; Magnoliopsida; Brassicales; Brassicaceae. The record is from the annotation of a GenBank genome assembly.
CUCGGCCCAUACGAGAAAGCCCAAUAUUCAUUUAGUUGGUCCGGUUUGAUGUCUCUAAGACCCGAUCUAGGAUCCGAAUUCACAUUGAUUUAAAUAAAAAACCUUUGAUUAAAAAAAAAACUAAAAACCCAAAACGAAGAAAUCAUCGAAGGAGAAAGAUCGACGAGAGAGAGACAACAAUGGCACCUUCGUCGUCGAGCGGUUUAACCUUCAAGCUACAUCCUUUGGUAAUUGUAAACAUAUCGGAUCACUACACUAGGGUCAAAACUCAGCUCAAUCCUCCUGCUUCAAUCUGCGCAAGCGGGCAUGGCUCAAACAACGGCGAAGCAAUGAUCCAGCAAAACCCUAGGGUUUACGGAUGUGUGAUCGGAGUCCAGAGAGGUCGUACGGUUGAGAUCUUCAACAGUUUCGAGCUUUUAUAUGAUCCUUCGACUCAAACACUUGAUAGAUCUUUCCUCGAGAAGAAGCAAGAGCUAUAUAAGAAGGUGUUCCCUGAUUUCUAUAUUCUGGGAUGGUACUCUACGGGAAGUGAUGCUGAGGAAUCUGAUAUGCAUAUCCAUAAAGCUUUGAUGGAUAUCAAUGAAUCUCCUGUUUAUGUGCUUUUAAACCCGGCAAUCAAUCACGCACAGAAGGAUCUUCCAGUGACUAUCUAUGAAAGUGAAUUGCAUGUCAUUGAUGGAAUCCCACAGCUGAUUUUUGUUCAUACAAGCUACACAAUCGAGACAGUUGAAGCUGAACGGAUAUCAGUCGAUCAUGUUGCACAUCUCAAACCAUCUGAUGGAGGCUCAGCAGCAACCCAGUUGGCUGCUCAUCUUACUGGUAUACAUAGUGCCAUCAAGAUGCUUAAUAGCAGAAUCAGAGUGCUCUACCAAUAUCUUGCUGCAAUGCAGAAAGAUGAUAUUCCUUGUGACAACUCACUUCUGCGACAAGUAUCUAGCCUGCUAAGAAGAUUGCCUGCCAUGGAAUCAGAGAGAUUUCAAGAUAAUUUCUUGAUGGAGUACAACGACAAAUUACUAAUAACUUACCUAGCGAUGAUUACAACUUGUUCCAGCAACAUGAACGAGAUGGUCGACAAAUUCAACACCGCGUAUGACAGAAACACUCGAAGAGGUGGAAGAACUGCAUUCAUGUAAAAGAUUCUUUCUAGCAAUUUAAGUUGUAAAAGAUCUUCUCUUGGUUCCUGAAACCAUUUUUGACUUUGUCUCUGUGAGAAUCUAUAAUUCAAAAAGCAUAACAAAGUUUCAGAUACCAAACAAUCCGAAGACUUUUAUCCUCUUCAUUGUUUCUAUAUAUAUAAGAAACAUCUGCUUCUCUGUUGUUAGUAUAAAGAUUUUACGGUUUG